CCAGGAGUCCUGGCUUCCAGUCCCCCCCAUCCCCACCCAGAGGUGGGGCUUGGCUCAGAGAUCCAGUGUGGAUUGUGUGUCUGGGCCAUUCCUGCUCCUUAGCAUAGCAUGGAUCCCGUCCACACAACAGAACCCAUGGGAGAGACCUGGCUGCCACACAGCUGCCUUGGUGUGAUUAAACCACUGUCCUGCCUUGUCGUGUAGACAGCACCACAUUACGACCUUCAGAAGCAAACCCAGAUGGCUCUGAGACUCGCCGUGACCAGGCUGCUGAGAUGCAGCAGCUGCCGCAUGGCGGGGGUAGGCGCCCUCCAGCCCCAGGGCACCAUAGCGGCACAGAAAGAAAAAGAAACGAAGGCCCGAGAGAAGCCCCUGAAAGCCCCGGGAGCCCAGUUCGACUGGCGAGAUCCCCUGCAGCUGGAGAGGCAGCUAACCCAGGAGGAGCUCAUGAUCCGGGAUUCCUUCCGCACCUAUUGCCAGGAGAAGCUGAUGCCACGAAUUGUCAUGGCCAACCGGAAUGAAGUCUUCCACCGGGACAUCGUGUCGGAGCUGGGGGAGCUGGGAGUCCUGGGCUCCACCAUCAAAGGUUAUGGCUGUGCCGGAACUACCUACGUGGCCUAUGGGCUGCUGGCUCGGGAGAUCGAGCGAGUGGACAGCAGCUACCGUUCGGUCCUGAGCGUCCAGUCGUCCCUGGUGAUGCACCCCAUCAACGCCUACGGCACGGAGCAGCAGAAGCAGAAAUACCUGCCCCGUCUGGCCACAGGGGAGCUGCUGGGCUGCUUCGGGCUGACUGAGCCCAACCACGGCAGUGACCCCGGAGGCAUGGAGACCAGGGCUCGCUACCACCCGGCCAGCAAGACCUACACGCUCAACGGCUCCAAGACCUGGAUCACCAACUCCCCCCUGGCAGAUCUCUGUGUGGUGUGGGCCGUGUGUGAGGACGGGAGGAUCCGGGGCUUCCUCCUGGAGAGGGGGAUGAAGGGCCUGUCGACCCCCAAGAUCGAGGGCAAGUUCUCCCUGCGGGCCUCCACCACCGGCAUGAUCCUGAUGGAAGACGUGGAGGUGCCGGAGGAGAACCUGCUGCCGCAUGUCUCCGGGCUCGCGGGUCCAUUUGGCUGUCUGAACAACGCCAGGUACGGCAUUGCCUGGGGAGCGCUCGGAGCUGCUGAAUUCUGCUUGGAGACAGCCAGGCAGUAUGCCUUGGACAGGAUACAGUUUGGGGUGCCGCUGGCUAGGAACCAGCUGGUCCAGAAGAAGCUGGCUGAUAUGCUCACCGAAAUCGCCAUUGGCUUACAAGCUUGCCUGCAGCUGGGGAGGCUAAAGGAUGAAGACAAGGCUGCCCCCGAGAUGAUCUCCAUGCUGAAGCGGAACUCCUGCGGCAAAGCACUGGAUAUUGCCCGCCAGGCCCGGGACAUGCUGGGGGGCAACGGCAUUGCUGACGAAUACCACGUCAUCCGGCAUGUCAUGAACCUGGAGGCCGUGAACACUUAUGAAGGCACGCAUGAUAUCCACGCUCUCAUCCUUGGCAGAGCAAUCACCGGACUUCAGUCUUUCACCGUUGGCAAAUAAAUCCAGUAUGGAGGAGGCCUAAAUCACCUUCACAACAGCCUUAAAUUCACUACGUCAGAAGAAUGAUUGUUUUGUAUAAAAAGAUUUUUGAUUUUUCUUUCUCAAGAUAAAAAAGUCAGAAGUCAGAGGCUGCUGCUGUGAUACAGAAUCUGAAUGUAGUUCUUCAGGCUGACUCCUUGAUUCUUUCUUACUUUGCAAUAUGAUUCACUCCCAGAUCAGCUAGUUGCUUUUCAAACUCAAGAAUCUGGGAGGUCUUCCGCUCUGUUUGCAGUGAAGGAUCAAGGAGACAGGCCCAGUAACAGGCCGUCUUUGCCAGCAUUGCAUUUGUAUUUUGGGGAUAUGGGAGAGGGUGAAAUUAGCGAAACUUCUGUGAAGUGGAUUGUCAUGUAACAAAAGUCAGUGGGUUUGUGAUGUUGGAUUGGCUGCUUGAUGCAUGAAGCUGGCUUGCUUGCUUUCUCCUUGAGUGCAAAUUCAGGACCUGUGUGGGAAAGGCUGCCUGUAUCAACAGGGUGGGAAUGCAGUCUCACUCAUCAGUGGUUCAUCUCUCUUUCCACUGGAUGUCCAAGUUCAGCUAACUUGCUUCUCAGAAUUAUCUGAAUGGAUGCACUGUUGCAUGCUGGGAGAACUCUCUUCUCUUUACAAAGCUGUGUUGAAGCCAUAAAACCUGAAUCUUCACACCCAGCCAGGUCAUGGGACAUGUCCAAAGGGGCAUCUGCACAAUGUAGUUACUGAGCUAAACAUUCUUACCAAGGUGAAGCAGUGCUGUCCACUGCACAGGGCUGAGGCUCAGAAUGCGGUUAAAUUCCUGGCUCUGCCAUGGACCUACUGCAGGCAACUCUCCGUGCCUCAGUUUCCCCAGCUGUAAGACUCACAGAAGACACACUUAGCAUUCCUGUUACCAAAUUUAUCUUUCACAGUAGCCCACAGUUGAACCCAGCUGAUCUUGUAUCCCUUCUGUUACUUACAUGAAUAAAUUUUAAAAUAUACGG
Molecule: messenger RNA, 2558 nt
Organism: Chelonoidis abingdonii (Abingdon island giant tortoise)
Lineage: Eukaryota; Metazoa; Chordata; Testudines; Testudinidae
Gene: GCDH
Product: glutaryl-CoA dehydrogenase
Biological process (GO): fatty-acyl-CoA biosynthetic process; fatty acid beta-oxidation using acyl-CoA dehydrogenase
Cellular component (GO): mitochondrial inner membrane
Molecular function (GO): fatty-acyl-CoA binding; glutaryl-CoA dehydrogenase activity; flavin adenine dinucleotide binding
Source: RefSeq, a predicted model, not a curated record